AUGCCACUAGAGACAGCUUGUGUUGAGGAGACAGAGGCGGUGUGUGUGAAGAUGGAGCCCGGAAAGUUGCGUGUAAAGACCGAGCCCAGAGAGGUAUCUGUGCAGACAGAACCUGGUGAGGCGUGUGUGAAGAUAGAGCCCAGAGAGGUGCGUGUUAAGACAGAUACCAGAGAGGUGUGUGUUAAGACAGAUCCCGGAGAUGUCUGUGUUAAGACGGAUCUCAGAGAGGUGUGUGUUAAGACGGAUCCAGGAGAGGUGUGUGUUAAGACUGAGCCUGAAGAGGUGUGUGUUAAGACUGAGCCUGAAGAGGUGUGUGAUAAGACAGACCCAGGAGAGGUGUGUGUUAAGACGGAUCCAGGAGAGAUGUGUGUUAAGACGGAUCCAAGAGACGUGUGUGUUAAGACUGAGCCUGGAGAGGUGUGUGUGAAGGAGGAGCAGGAGUGCGAGGACACCGUGCUGCGCGGAGUGAGCGCGGCGGCCGCGCGGGCCGGACUGUACACCGACCAUGAGGUCAAGGACGAGCUCGUGCUGGGCCCCGAGGAGUGGCACCGCCCUAAAUUGCUUCAAGUGUGUUCGGACGGCAGCGCCAGGGGACAACUCGCGAUGGCUUGUUCCGUAGUACGGGAGCGCCUUCGCAGCGACGCGUCUGUUCACAGUGGAGACAAACCAUACAGCUGUGAGCACUGUGGGAGACAUUUCAAAAACAAGUGUAUUUUAAGAAAACACAUUCAACGCAUGCACUUGUCGACUGGGCCGAAGCAACAUGCUUGUGAAUUUUGUAGUUCUACAUUUCAAACUAAAUUCCUUGUAUUAGAGCACGUGAGAAUCGAACACGGUGUUACAAAUUUCAUGUGUGCUGAAUGUGAGUAUACAACGGUUUACAAGAGUAGUUUGCAAGUUCAUUUAAAAGCUCAUUCUGUAGACAACCUUCUUAAUUAUAAAAAAGGUCAGUUUAAAAGUGAUAUACACAAACACCAAGCGAUACUCACUGGUGAUCAGACACACCUAAGAAUACACAAUGAUAAGUCGACCUUACGAAGACAUGAAAGAAGACAUACUGGCGAGAAGCCAUAUGCAUGUAAUGACUGUGAUUAUAAAUGCCGCCGGCCAUCAACCUUACAAAGACACCUGAUGAUUCAUACUGGGGCCAAGCCAUUUAAGUGUAGCGAGUGUGACUACAGCUGCACUCGAAAAGCAUACUUCCUAACACAUCAGAGGAUACACACCGGAGAAAAGCCGUAUACAUGCAGUCAUUGCGACUACAAGUGCAGUCAAAUCUCAAGUUUACGAAAACACGAGAUAAAGCAUACUGGCGAGAAGCCUUUUAUGUGUAGUUACUGUGAUUACAAAUGCAGUCAGUCAUCAACCUUACAAAGACACCUGAUGAUUCAUACUAGGGCGAAGCCAUUUGAAUGUAGCAAGUGCGACUACAAGUGCAAUCGGAAAGCAGGCUUACGAGUUCAUCAAAGAAUACACACCGGAGAAAAGCCGUACACAUGUAGUAAUUGUGACUAUAAGUUCAAGAGUAUAUCAAAUUUACGACUACAUGAAAAGACACAUACUGGCGAGAAGCCUUUUCAGUGUAGCCAGUGUGAUUACAAAUUCAUUCAAAAAGCAAACUUACAAAGACACCUGAGGACACACACUGGAGAAAAGCCUUUCAAAUGCAGCCGUUGUGAUUACAGAGGUCGUGAUAAAUCAACCCUACGAAAACACCAGAAGACGCAUACAGGGACGAAGCCAUGUAAUGACUGUGAUUACAAAUGCCGCCGGCCUUCAUCAUUACAAAGACACCUUAUGAUACAUAUUGGAGCGAAGCCAUUUAAGUGUAGCGAGUGUGACUACAGCUGCAAACGAAAAGCAUACUUGCUAACACAUCAGAGGAUACACACCGGAGACAAGCCGUAUACAUGCAGUCAUUGCGACUACAAGUGCAGUCAAAGCUCAAGUUUACGAAAACACGAAAUAAAGCAUACUGGCGAGAAGCCAUUUAUGUGUAGCUACUGUGAUUAUAAAUGCAGUCAGCCAUCAACCCUACAAAGACACCUGAUGAUUCAUACUGGGUCCAAGCCAUUUGAAUGUAGCAAGUGCGACUACAAGUGCAAUCGGAAAGCAAGCUUACGAGUUCAUCAAAGAAUACACACCAGAGAGAAGCCGUACACAUGUAGUAAUUGUGACUACAAGUUCAAGAGUAUAUCCGGUUUACGACUACAUGAAAAGACACAUACUGGCGAGAAGCCUUUUCAGUGUAGCCAGUGUGAUUACAAAUUCAUUCAAAAAGCAAACUUACAAAGACACCUGAGGACACACACUGGAGAAAAGCCUUUCAAAUGUCGCCGUUGUGAUUACAGAGGUCAUGAUAAAUCAACCCUACGAAAACACCAGAAGACGCAUACAGGGACGAAGCCUAUAGACGUAGCAACUGCGAGUACUAGUGCAGCCUGCUGAGACCAGAUCUUAUAGGAAACGUUCGCUUCUUCUUCCUCGCGUUGUCCCGGCAUUUUGUCAUAGCUCAUGAGAGCCUGGGGUCCGCUUGACAACUAAUCCAAAGAAUUGGUAUAGGCACUAGUUUUUACGAAUGCGACUGCCAUCUGACCUUCCAACCCAGAGGGUAAACUAGGCCUUAUUGGGAUUAGUCCGGUUUCCUCACGAUGUUUUCCUUCACCGAAAUGCGACUGAUAAAUAUGAAAUUAUAUUUUUACAUA
This is a messenger RNA of Cydia splendana, 2705 nucleotides long. RefSeq names its product oocyte zinc finger protein XlCOF6-like. The coding region runs from base 1 to 2448 and encodes 815 amino acids. The transcript is spliced from 2 exons. Lineage: Eukaryota; Metazoa; Arthropoda; Insecta; Lepidoptera; Tortricidae. The record is from RefSeq and is a predicted model, not a curated record.